AUGGGUUUCCUGGUGCUUCCGAAGGUAACAGCCGAUCUCCCCACGGCUAACAUCGACAUCUCCGGCUGGACCAUACCGAAAGGAAUCGAACUUGCUGAUCCGUCGUUCUGCGUUUCGUCAGGAAUCAUUAGUGGAGGAUUCGACGAAGGACUUCAAGGCUUGCAGAUCAACUGUAAUGUCUCUACUUCGGAUCGUUUGGAGGAUCUACUCACCCGGUUCUGGUCCAUGGAGGAGGUGGAUUCUACAAACUAUUCUCCUGAAGAAACUCGCUGUGAAGCUAUCUUUUCGAGUACUGUACAGCGAGGGGCGGACGGUCGCUAUACCGUAGCACUUCCCAAGGAAGAAAACGUCAUAUCUCGGUUGGGCGAAUCUAAGGAGAUCGCAUUCCGACGUUUUCUAGGCACCGAACGGAGGCUUACAAGGGACGCAAACCUUCGGAAACAAUACGUCGACUUCAUGGAGGAAUAUCUGCAGUUAGGUCACAUGCGGAGAGUCGAAGAGGAUCAUGAACCCACCAAGCGGUGUUUCCUACCUCAUCAUCCGGUGGUCAAGGAGGCCAGCACCACCACCAAGGUCCGCGUGGUGUUUGACGCAUCCUGCAAAACGGCUUCAGGAUUGUCGUUGAACGAUGCGUUGCUGGUAGGGCCUGUGAUUCAACAGGAUCUCCGCUCCAUUAUCCUUCGCUGCUGUACUAAGCAGAUUAUGUUGGUGGCUGACGUAGAAAAGAUGUUUCGGCAGAUUUUCAUCCAUCCAGAGGAUAGGCCAUUCCAAUCGAUUCUCUGGCGUUCAUCUCCGGUGGAGGAGAUAGGUGUGUAUGAGCUGAAUACGGUUACCUAUGGAACCAAACCGGCUCCGUUCUUGGCAACUCGUACACUGAACCAAUUAGCCAUGGACGAAGGAGAAAGAUUCCCGCUGGCAGUGAAAGCGAUUACAGAAGACACGUACAUGGACGAUGUCAUCACAGGCUGCAAUAACUUGGAAGAGGCCAGGAAAUUGCAAAAUCAACUGGACGAAAUGACAAGCAGUGGAGGUUUUCGGCUCAGGAAAUGGUCAUCCAACCGUGCAGAGGUCCUGCACGGUAUUUCCGAUGACAAUUUGGCGAUUCGUACGGCCGAUGGGAUCAAUCUCGAUCCUGAUCCGUCUGUCAAGGCUCUAGGUUUGACCUGGCUACCCGGAAGUGAUGUUUUCCGAUUCCAAUUCCAUAUUCCACCUGUCGAUCCCGAUGAAGUUCUUACGAAACGCAAGGUUUUGUCGAUCAUCGCUACGUUGUUCGAUCCGCUGGGAUUCAUCGGCGCUACAACGACAGCUGCAAAGGUAUUCAUGCAGCUUUUAUGGACUUUGGAGGAUGAGAAGGGCAAGAAGUUAGACUGGGAUCAACCGUUACCUUUGACGGUGGGUGAGUCCUGGAGAAAACUACAUGUCCAGUUACCGAUUCUCAACGAGAUUCGUAUAGAUCGUUGCGUAAUCCUUCCAAAUGCAAUCGAGGUGGAGCUACACUGCUUUUCGGAUGCGUCGAUGAAGGCAUAUGGGGCAUGCCUCUACGUCCGCAGUCUAGACGAGGCUGGAAAUGUAAGAGUUCAACUACUGUCGUCGAAAUCGAAGGUCGCUCCCCUGAAAACCCAAUCCAUACCGAGGUUGGAGCUCUCUGGUGCCUUGCUUUCUGCACAACUCUGCGAUAAGGUUCGCCAGGCUACCAAUCUUCAAGUUCAUACAACAUUCUGGGUGGAUUCUACGUGUGCUCUACGGUGGAUCCAGGCUACUCCAUCGACGUGGUCAGUAUUCGUGGCAAACAGAGUAGCGAAAAUCCAAGCGAUCACGGAAGGUUGCGAGUGGAGACACGUGGCAGGGACAGACAAUCCGGCUGACUUGGUUUCGAGGGGAAUAGGACCGAAAGAGCUCAUCAACAACGAUUUCUGGUGGCGCGGGCCAUGCUGGUUAACCGAAGCACGGAACAACUGGCCAACCUCAGAACUAGCCCCGUUAGAGGAAGGCGAGGAAGAAAGGAGGCGCACAGCAGUUGUCGUGACUGCAACAUCGGCAGUUGCAGAUUUCAACGAAAGAUUUCUCUCCACGUCGAAUUCCUACACGACGUUGAUUCGUCGUGCCGCCAUUUGGCAACGGUUGAUACGAUCACUUCAGGUACCAGAGAAUCGUCCGAAAGGAUUUUUGAAAGCAGAGGAAUUGCGGAAGGCAGAGUUUGUGCUGAUUCGAAAGGUGCAGGAAGAAGUGUUCCCGGAUGAACUUCGAGCCAUCCGCAAGAAGGAACCUGGAAAACAAUGGGAUCUACCGUUUGCCGCAGGAAAUGCCAUCUAUGGGGCCCUCCGAGAGCUGCAUCAGCAUCAGGAACAUUACUCAAUGCCAUCGGCAAUUGGAAGUCUAGUGACAUGCGACGGCGACGACGACGAUAAGGACGAAGAGGAUGGUGUGAGGGUUGAAUCCGAAGAGGGUAUCGAUUAA
Aedes albopictus (Asian tiger mosquito) is the source of this 2457-nucleotide messenger RNA. RefSeq lists its product as uncharacterized. The transcript is spliced from 3 exons. The record is from RefSeq and is a predicted model, not a curated record. Lineage: Eukaryota; Metazoa; Arthropoda; Insecta; Diptera; Culicidae. The coding region runs from base 1 to 2457 and encodes 818 amino acids.